AGCGCCGGGCCGUCAUCGCUGCGCGCCGGCGGGCGGAGGCGGGGCGGGCGGCGAUGGCGGCGGCGGCGGCGGGCGGCGCGGAGCGGUACUUUACGCGCUGGUACAAGCCAGACGUGAAGGGGCGGCCGUGCGAGGACUUCUGCGUGCUGCAGCACUCCAACAGAAUCUGUGUCAUCACCUUGGCAGAAGCCCAUCCUCUUCUUCAAAAUGGGAAAACAAUUACAAGCGUUAAUUACCAAAUCAGUGCCAGCUGUAGCAGGCUCCAGAAUAAGGUCUCUGGGAAGUCAAAAAGGGGAGCUCAGUUUUUAACAGAACUUGCCCCUCUGUGCAGGAUAUCUUCAUCAGAUGGAGAGGAAUACACCAUUUAUAGUUGUAUACGAGGGCGUCUGAUAGAAGUGAAUGAAAACAUUCUUAACAACCCAGCUAUUCUGCAAGAAAAGUCUUGCGUUUUAGCCAUCAACCGAAGGAUACAUCGCAGUGGUUCUACCCAAAUUUGAAGAAAGCAAGAGCAUAACUCAAGGACUUCUGACGCGGAAGGAGUACGAGGAAGUAUUGUUGAAACGUCUUAAUUCUUCUUCAUGAAAUGAAUUAUACAGGUAUCAUCUGUAUUCGAUACUAAAUAAGCUACUACUUUUGCACAUUGUAACUGUCAUGGUAUUGAAAGGCCUAGUGUCUGUUUUUAAAAGUGGAAUUUAAUCACUUGUUUCAUACAAGAAUAAACCAGUUCAGAUAGUUUGUAUAUUAAA
Molecule: messenger RNA, 746 nt
Organism: Chroicocephalus ridibundus (black-headed gull)
Lineage: Eukaryota; Metazoa; Chordata; Aves; Charadriiformes; Laridae
Gene: ABITRAM
Product: actin binding transcription modulator
Exons: 6
Coding region: 54-497 (147 amino acids)
Biological process (GO): regulation of filopodium assembly; dendrite morphogenesis; regulation of actin filament polymerization
Cellular component (GO): filopodium tip; dendrite; lamellipodium
Molecular function (GO): actin filament binding; actin monomer binding
Source: RefSeq, a predicted model, not a curated record